AUGCCAAAUUGGGUCUUUACUAAAAUUCAAAGAAAUUUUUUAUUUCAGUGGAAUGUAACUCCAACUAAUUUAUGGGAUUGGGAUGCUUUGAGAAAAAGAAUUGCAACAUUUGGUGUCCGCAACAGUCUUUUAAUUGCUCCAAUGCCUACAGCUUCAACAGCACAAAUUCUUGGUAACAACGAGUCUAUUGAGCCUUACACAUCGAAUAUUUAUUGUCGUCGAGUUCUUUCUGGCGAUUUUCAAGUUGUCAACCCUCAUUUAAUGCGUGAUUUAAUCCAACUCGGUCUCUGGGAUGACCAAAUGAAGAAUCGUUUAAUAUCUGAUGGAGGUUCUGUCCAAAAUAUAGUUGGAUUGCCAGAAGAUAUCAAAGCUUUAUACAAAACUGUUUGGGAAAUUCCACAACGUGAAAUCAUCAAAAUGGCAGUCGAUCGAGCUCCUUUUAUCGACCAAAGUCAAUCAUUAAAUUUACAUAUUGCUGAUCCAACAUAUGCAAAAAUUACCUCAAUGCAUUUCUUUGCUUGGGAGAAUGGUUUGAAAACAGGGAUGUAUUAUUUGCGUACACGGCCAGCUGUAAACGCUAUUCAAUUUACGGUCAAUAAAUUAGCUUUGAAAGAAUCUUCAUCAACUACUACAACAAUAAGUUUGGAAGAAGAAAUGUCGGAUACUUUAGAAGAAGAAGGGGAAACAACAAUGAUUGUAACAACAAAGGGAGUUGUAAAAGAGCAAGUUCGACGUCAAGUUUUUGAUGAUAAACUUAAUAAACAAAAACAACAAGAAGGAGGAAAUGAAGAGGGAGGUUGUGGAGGAGGAGAACCAGAAUGUUUAAUGUGUUCUGGUUAAAAAAGGGUAUUUUUGAAGAGGAUUAGAGCUGAGCGAAAAAAUGUAGUAAAUUUGAUUUCGUCUCGUGAAGGUGUGCGGACAUAUCGGGAUUGGUGUAACAGAAAUAUUUUCUUGCGUGUUUACGUUUGUUCUAAAACAUAAAAACUCUAUUUCUCAAGAGGGCAAUAUACUAUCCAGGACCCAGUGGCCGUAGGUCCCGAAAUCAGUAGGGUAACUGUUCGUACAUUGAAAUAUCCUGAUAUGUCCGUCAAUUGAGAGAUUUAUUUUUCUCGUUUCGUUGGGAGCGAAAAUUUUAUUAUUUUCGUUCAGCUCUGAGGGGUAGUGGAUUUUGAUUGUUUUGUGAGUGCUUGAAUAUUGUUGACAACAAACAUUUGGUGUUGUA
Meloidogyne enterolobii is the source of this 1222-nucleotide messenger RNA. NCBI's taxonomy places the organism in Eukaryota, Metazoa, Nematoda, Chromadorea, Rhabditida, Meloidogynidae. The record is from the annotation of a GenBank genome assembly.